AUGAACAAGAAUUCCCCAUCACCUAGUUCACCAACCCCCGUGAUUUUGGUGUUGGUCACCAAUAAAUAGGGGAAAGUGCUUGAACAUAGUCAGUUUUUCAGAACCUUCUCUGUCUUCGGAUAAGUUAAAAAGAUUCUAAUAUUCGAAAGAAAAAUCAUCUGGAAAGUAUUCAUCGAAUACGAAACAGCCCAACAGGCUCAAUAAGCACUUAUCUUAGAUGGUACUCUCUUCGAUUACUAACUGAAAAUGAGAGUCCACCUUAGCUAACGAGAUUCCCUUGUGUUUUAGAAUAACAACAAUUGCGGCGUAGAUUACACUACUCUUCAAUCCAAAUAGUAAUUUUUCCAACAACUGAAGGAAGAUUCAAAUUCCCUCAAUUAAUAAUUACAACAGAACCUUGAUAUUUUGAAUCAAUGUAUUACUCAGCUCAAUCAGACUACUGAUUUAAAAGAACAAAUUUCCCUCAUCCAGUAGAUCCAAGAGUAUCGCAAUCAAACCCAACAGCUCACCGUCCUGUAUUAGCAACAACUACGCAAUUACGCUUCCGUGCUCCAACGAGAAGGCAAGAAACAAAAAUAGAUCAUAUCUUCAACCACAACACCCUCUCCCUCCCCUUUUCAGCACUCCACCGUUGACUCCAUAAGACAACAAAUCCUUGAGGAAUCGUCUGAAGACGACAAAGAGGAGUUCUCAGAUGGAGAAAGCAUCUCCUCCGAAUAGUCGCCCAAGUCUUAAAAAUCUGUCCAUUCCGAUGACAACUACAACGAAGUCUUUUGUAAUGAGUCCAGCAAUCCCUUUUCCUGUGGAGCCAGUCCUUUCACUCCACAUCCUCAAACGUAAAGCAGUCCCUUCUUAAUGACUCCCACUCCUCUACCAACGUAUUUGGUAGUGCAGCAUCCCAACACCAAUCUACGAGUGGUGUACAACAUCUUUAGUACAGUCACAAGAGUAGAUGCCAUCUAUCAAAGCCAUUAUGGAGCCUUCCUCCAAUUGGCCUCCAAAGAAGAAGCAAAUCGAGUCAAAAACUUACUCAACAAAGGCCUUCUUUUGGGAAUGCCUAUGACUUUGAUGAUCUCCGAAAAACUACCCCAGGAUGCUCGUUAAGUAGCCCUACCCCCCAAUGAGAGAAAAGCAAUCAUUACUCAACAAUUGUCCAACGCAAUCUAAAUUACAGGUCUUACUGGUGUCACCAUAGAGUAGAUGUAUUAAUACUUUGGAUGUAUGACCCCUAUCUAGAACAUGAAAUUCAUUAAUCAAAGCUCUUGCAAAAUACUCUAUUCUGACGUAGGAUGCAGUCUUAGUGUCUUAGGACAUUUCCAAGAUGCCAAGAUCAAUGGAAGAUCUGUGUAACUUUCAUUCACAGCUUUCUGAUUAAUGAGAAUGAAUGAAUUUUAUUAAUAUUAUGUACCAUCAUUAUAAGUUAUCAUAUC
Molecule: messenger RNA, 1430 nt
Organism: Paramecium tetraurelia
Lineage: Eukaryota; Ciliophora; Oligohymenophorea; Peniculida; Parameciidae
Exons: 5
Biological process (GO): regulation of RNA splicing
Cellular component (GO): nucleus
Molecular function (GO): mRNA binding
Source: RefSeq, a predicted model, not a curated record